Messenger RNA from Osmerus eperlanus (European smelt), 1903 nucleotides. RefSeq names its product proline rich 11 (gene prr11). Gene Ontology annotation, cellular component: nucleus; cytoplasm. The transcript has 10 exons. Lineage: Eukaryota; Metazoa; Chordata; Actinopteri; Osmeriformes; Osmeridae. The record is from RefSeq and is a predicted model, not a curated record. The coding region runs from base 133 to 1224 and encodes 363 amino acids.
GUACUUUUCCAGUCGUUCGUUAAACUCUGUCCGGUUGGUGGACAAAUAUUCAGUACUAAAUUUGAAAUCCAUUUGCUAAAUUGCAAGCUGCAGCUAGCAAAUUACAAUUUCAUUCGCUGAUUAUCGCGAUUUAUGGCUGGAUCAUGGGGACCAAGCAAAGCCUUCAUACGACGGAGGAAAAAGAGGAACAGCAGUAGACGAUGGGCGUUAUUGACUAAACGAACACAGACCAUUCCAGAACCAAACACAGAAAUACAACAUGACAAGUGUGAAUCGAUUAGGAAAACCAGCCCAGACCAGAUUGAAGACGCCCAUUUAAAGACCGCACAAAAAUGGGUUCCUUUACUGGAUGUGCGGUGGCUGCUGAGUGCGGUUUGCAGUGCAUAUCAAGUCUCCAAGAACCAACUGUGUCAGGUGUUUACUGGAUUUGUGAAUGCCAUAUUCUUUUGGAGAAGUUACACUCAACAAAUAAAGACUCUUCAAAAUCAAAUGGCGGACUUGCAGAAGGAGAUGGGAGCCUUGCAUUCUACUCUCCAGGAGAAAGGUGCUGCCCAGACUGUUUGUCAGUGCCACGGCACUUUGGUUGGUGGUCCACUUCCUUUAGAGCUCCCACCCCAUUCUCCUCCUUCAUCAUCUCUGAUGUUGGCCUAUGGAUCCAGUGUGGAUCCAAUUCUCACACCGCCCGCUCCACCACCACCUCCUCCUCCCCCACCACCACCACCGCCUCCUCCUCCGUCUAUCACUGUCCUGCAACCCUUCGUUGCUAAAAGGACAGUGUCCUCCAAUAGUCUACAGAUCGCUAAGGAAAAGCAGGAUACACUUGUUGCUGUGACUGUCAGGGACUUGCAGGCUGUCAAACUGAAAAAAGUUGUCCCACGCAACAGCCGAAAAGUUAAAUCUCCAGAGAAGAUGCGAACCCCUCUGGUCACUUUAGCAGACCUGCAAACAGUGCGUCUGAAACGCUCUCACAGUGACCUGUUCCCAAAAGUCCGUUUCAGCAUCAGCAGAACACCAAAUCGAAGCCCUAUGAAUUUGCGCCCACCAUUGAAGAGAGUUUAUAUCAACAGGAGUCCCGGUGGAACUCCACUGCUCAAUAAGGAAAACAUGGAGACAGGGACAGGCCUCACACCCAUCAUGACCCAGGCUCUGAGGCGCAAGUUCAAGAGUGCUUUGCCAAGAGGACCCUCUCCAACAUCUACAAAUGAAAGCUUUGAUGACGAUUGAAUAGAGGUUUUCUCAAGACGUGGCUGGCAAUUUGGAUAAGGUGGGAAGGAUGUGUAUGAAUGGUUAAAAGCAACUAUGUCCUUGAAAGAGGAAAGGGUGUUUCUUGAGAAUUGUCUCUUUGACACUUGCACAAUGCAUUUGCACAAUUUCCUUAUGCUUGCUUGCUUAUACACUGCAGAAUUGUGCAAUAUGGUGAGGAUGAAAUAUUUGUACUGAAUAGUGGCUUGCAUCUUUGCAAAAUGUUUUAGCCAAGCAGAGUUUCGAUGAUGACUGCUUUCUUAAUACAUUUGUGAAAUAAUCAAAUUUUGCAAUUAAAUAUCUGGUUUAAAGGGCUGACAAAAAACCAUACACAUUGUGGUAAAACUUUUUUGUUGAGUUAACUAAACUCACAACUGAGUGAAUUACAGAGUUCAUUUUCAUUUAUUAAGUGUUAAGGAUAUUUUGUGAGGUAAUCACUAUAAAUGGUAUGUGAGGGAACGUGUUAAAAUCAGCUUGUGAGCCAUUUUAUAUGAUUGUUAUGUGCGUCUUUUAUCUGUCCUGUACCCUGAAAAGCUUAUUGCAGUAUUUCUCAUGUUACUGUAACCAAAGAAAACUGUUUACAUCUACAUGUAUUUUCCUUUUUAACGUCUCAUAACUACUAUUGUGCCUUUUUUACAACAUAAUAAAAUGUCUGUUACAA